Naegleria lovaniensis is the source of this 261-nucleotide messenger RNA. RefSeq lists its product as uncharacterized. Bases 1 to 261 code for a protein of 86 amino acids. Lineage: Eukaryota; Heterolobosea; Eutetramitea; Acrasida; Naegleriidae. Gene Ontology annotation, molecular function: calcium ion binding; enzyme regulator activity. The transcript is spliced from 3 exons. The record is from RefSeq and is a predicted model, not a curated record.
AUGUCUCUUGAUCAUCUCUCAAAGGACGUUAUUAGUGAAUUGAAGGAAGCCUUUUCAUUGUUUGAUGAAGAUGGAAAUGGAUCAAUAAGUAUGGAAGAGCUAGGCAAUGUAAUGGAACAAUUAGCUUCGCGGCCUUCCGAUGAAGAGCUGUUACACAUGUUUAAAUUAGUUGAUGAAAACCACGAUGGAAAAAUUGAAUUUGAAGAGUUUGUCAAAUUGUGGACCCAACAAUGUCACAACCCACCACAGAAGAAGAAUUAA